AUGACCACAGGGAUCUUCUGUGCUGAGUGGGGCAGUGGCAGUGGUGAGGGGCCCUCUUUGGGAAAACCAGUGCCCACUGGUGAGGUUGUCUACGUGGAAAACCAGCAGAAUCUGCAGCGCCUGGAGCUCAGUGACCUUCAGGGCCUGAGGGAGCUAAGAAACCUCACCAUCGUGAAGAGUGGCCUUCGCUUUGUGGCUCCAGAUGCCUUCCGUUUCACUCCUCAACUCAGUCGCCUGAAUCUAUCUUUCAAUGCUCUGGAGUCUCUGUCUUGGAAAACGGUGCAGGGUCUCUCCCUACAGGAGCUAGACCUGUCGGGGAACCCUCUACGAUGUUCCUGUGGCCUGCAGUGGCUUCAGCGCUGGCAAGAGGAAGGGCUGGGCAGGCUGCAUGCCCAGAGGCUCCAGUGUGCCAGGUCCCUCACCCUCAGGCACAACACCAGCUGUGGUGUGCCCACGCUGAAGGUCCAGAUGCCGAACACCUCUGUGGAAGUGGGGGACAGUGUCCUGCUGCAAUGCCAUGUGUCUGGGCAGGGGCCACAGGAUGCUGGCUGGAUUCUCACCGAGCUAGAUGGUACAGCUACAGUGAUGACAUCUGGAGAUCUGCCGUCCCUGCAGCUGAUGCUGGCCAAUGUCACCAGUGACCUCAACAGGAAGAAUGUGACAUGCUGGGCAGAAAACGAUGUGGGCCGCACUGAGAUCUCUGUCCAGGUCAAUGUUUCCUUCCCUGCCAGUGUGCACCUAGGUAUGGCUGUGAGGCAGCACCAGUGGUGCAUCCCCUUCUCUGUGGAUGGGCAGCCGGCACCCUCCCUCCGCUGGCUCUUCAAUGGCUCCAUACUCAAUGAGACCAGCUUCAUCUACACCCAUUUCCUGGAGUCAUCCUUGACCAACGAGACAAUGCAGCAUGGUUGCCUUCGCCUCAACCAGCCCACGCAUGUCAACAAUGGGAACUACACCCUGGUGGCUGUCAACCCUUAUGGCCAGGCGUCUGCUUCUGUUAUGGCUGCCUUCAUGGACAACCCUUUUGAGUUCAACCCUGAGGACCCCAUCCCUGUCUCCUUCUCUCCAGUGGACACUAACAGCACAUCUAGAGAUCCAGUGGAGAAAAAGGAUGAAACACCUUUUGGGGUCUCGGUGGCCGUGGGCCUGGCUGUCUUUGCCUGCCUGUUUCUUUCUGCUCUACUCCUUGUGCUCAACAAAUGUGGACAGAGGAGCAAGUUUGGCAUCAACCGUCCUGCUGUGCUGGCUCCAGAGGAUGGGCUGGCCAUGUCCCUGCAUUUCAUGACAUUGGGUGGCAGUUCACUUUCCCCUACUGAGGGCAAAAGCUCUGGGCUUCAAGGCCACAUCAUCGAGAACCCACAGUACUUCAGUGAUGCCUGUGUUCAUCAUAUCAAACGCCGGGACAUCGUGCUCAAGUGGGAGCUGGGCGAGGGCGCCUUUGGGAAGGUCUUCCUCGCUGAGUGCCACAACCUGCUGCCUGACCAGGACAAGAUGCUGGUGGCUGUCAAGGCACUGAAGGAGGUGUCUGAGAACGCUCGACAAGACUUCCAGCGUGAGGCCGAGCUGCUCACCAUGCUCCAACACCAGCACAUUGUGCGCUUCUUUGGUGUCUGCACCGAGGGCCGCCCACUGCUCAUGGUCUUUGAGUACAUGCGGCAUGGGGACCUCAAUCGCUUCCUCCGGUCCCAUGGGCCAGAUGCCAAGCUGCUGGCUGGUGGGGAGGAUGUGGCUCCAGGCCCCCUGGGCCUCGGGCAGCUGCUGGCAGUGGCUAGCCAGGUGGCAGCAGGGAUGGUGUACCUGGCCAGUCUGCACUUUGUGCACCGGGACUUGGCCACCCGCAACUGUUUGGUGGGCCAAGGACUAGUGGUCAAGAUCGGGGAUUUUGGCAUGAGCAGAGACAUCUACAGCACUGACUAUUACCGCGUGGGAGGCCGCACCAUGCUGCCCAUCCGCUGGAUGCCACCCGAGAGCAUCCUCUACCGCAAGUUCACCACUGAGAGCGACGUGUGGAGCUUUGGCGUAGUGCUCUGGGAGAUCUUCACCUAUGGCAAGCAGCCCUGGUAUCAGCUCUCCAACACUGAGGCGAUCGAGUGCAUCACACAAGGACGGGAGUUGGAGAGGCCACGUGCCUGCCCGCCAGAGGUCUACGCCAUUAUGCGGGGCUGCUGGCAGCGGGAACCCCAGCAGCGCCACAGUAUUAAGGAUGUCCAUGCCCGCCUGCAAGCCCUGGCCCAGGCACCACCCGUCUACCUGGACGUCCUGGGUUAGGGGCUGGGGCAGAAACUGGAAUAUUCCUGGCUACCUCCUUAGCUCCCAGUAACCCCAGGGUGAUCUCAAAGCAUCUAACUCGCCCUCAGCAUGUGGAGGGGACAGGUGGGGGGCUGGGAAUGGAUGAUGUUCCUGC
Messenger RNA from Dipodomys ordii (Ord's kangaroo rat), 2401 nucleotides. RefSeq names its product neurotrophic tyrosine kinase, receptor, type 1 (gene Ntrk1). The coding region runs from base 1 to 2265 and encodes 754 amino acids. Gene Ontology annotation, cellular component: axon; signaling receptor complex; plasma membrane. Gene Ontology annotation, molecular function: ATP binding; neurotrophin receptor activity; transmembrane receptor protein tyrosine kinase activity. Gene Ontology annotation, biological process: protein phosphorylation; cellular response to nerve growth factor stimulus; multicellular organism development. The record is from RefSeq and is a predicted model, not a curated record. The transcript has 17 exons. Lineage: Eukaryota; Metazoa; Chordata; Mammalia; Rodentia; Heteromyidae.